Messenger RNA from Gilbertella persicaria, 701 nucleotides. RefSeq lists its product as uncharacterized. Lineage: Eukaryota; Fungi; Mucoromycota; Mucoromycetes; Mucorales; Choanephoraceae. The record is from RefSeq and is a predicted model, not a curated record. The transcript has a single exon. Bases 276 to 431 code for a protein of 51 amino acids.
UAAAAUUUUUAUUUUAUACCUGAAAAUAAAGUAAAUUCAAAGAAUUGUAUAUUUCACACAAGACUUGUGUGAUCUAUUCAUUGACUUGUAAGAGAGAUGUGACGUUUCUCAUUUUACAUUUUAGCCAAUCAAAAGGGAUCUUUUCAAGUUCCUUCUCUUCCACCUUUUUUUUCUUUUUUUCUUCUUCUUUAUACUUCUUUAAGGUGGGUCAUAUCCACUCUCUUCUUUUAUCCCCUUGUACCUUUUUGUUGUCGUUUUGAUUCCAGUUACUAAAUAUGACCUCAUUGACCAACAACGCUACUACCAUGAACCAAAAACCUUAUGUUUGCACACCACAAACAAACUUGAGCACCUCGCCCAACUAUCAAGUCCAGCCAAGAACCACUCCUCAGUUGGGUUUUCACCUGGCAAACCACCUCCAGCCACCGUAAGGAAACGAAAAAAACUCACACCUGUUUAUUGCUCACCUCAUACAUCACCUGAAUCUAAUUACCCGGACAACUCUCUCUUGUUUGUUACUCAAGUAUCACCUCAAAAGAAACGAAAAACAGAUAGUAUGGCUUUGUUUGGCCCUAUACCAUCUGUUGAUUUGAUACUCAAUGAUGAGCAAGUGCUUAAAGAACUUGAUUGGAUCACACAGAAUCCCAUCUUAACCUGUAUUGAACUAGAGGAUGAUUUUGUUCUUUUUCCUUAAAUAAACC